UCAUCCUCUGUUCUCUGCGGGGCAGGACCUAAACAGCUGCUCCGCAGUAAAACCAGCCCGGGUAUCCCAGCGCGUCUCCAAUCCUACAGGCUGUGCUACGUGCUCAGCUCACAACACUCGGCUUUUCUCUCUGACACGUCUCCGUUAUUUGUAAAGGAGUUCACCUGAUCCAUGUAAUUCAAUUUAAUCCAAUAUUAUUGUGAAUAUUCACAGACAAAAGCAGAGCCUUUAUUUUCUACGUUUUAUUGUUGGAUUUGGAUUACACGUGUUACACUAAUUAAUUUGAUAUUUAUUUGUGAGCGGUUCUGUCUUAGUAGACUCACCACUGCGAGGACAGGCUGAUCUUGACAGUCACAGCGUGCACCAGAAUCGCACGUCGUCACAGGACUCCGGGGAGAGCUGACAGAUUGCUCAGCUGGUGUUUGCAGCUGUAUCCUCGGCGCCAAAGCGAGAUACACUGCCAAGGAAGGCUUUAUCUACCGGUUGGAUGCCAUACGAGGCUUUGUAGGUCUUCUUUUAAUUGCCUCGACUCGUUCUCUUGGAUCUACACCUUGCUGUUUGGUUGUCAGUAUGGAUUUCCUACCGGCUCUUCUAUUCUUUUUUCUAUCCGCUGUCCCGUUGUCGGCGGACAAUGCGAACAGUAAAGCCCGGAGCUGUUUGGAUGUCCGACAGUUCUACAGCGGGAAAGGCUUCACCCUCAACGGGGUGCCACAGACAGAGAUAUCUGGUGAGCACCUGCGGAUCUGUCCCCAGGGGUACACCUGCUGUACCAGUGCCAUGGAGGAGACCCUGUCCAACCUGAGUCGCAGGGAGUUUGAGGGGCUGGUCAGAGAGGCAGGGCGCUCGCUACAGGCCUCCCUCAACACACAGUACAGGAGCUUCGACACGUACUUCACAGAUCUCUUGAACAGAUCCGAGCGUUCCCUUCAAGAGUCCUUCCUGGCCACGCUGGGCUCUCUCUACUCCAAGAACGCCCCUGUGUUCCAGGACCUGUACGCUGACCUGCGUCGCUACUACCGUGGCUCCGCUGUCAACCUGGAGGAGACGCUCAACGACUUCUGGGCACGGCUGCUGGAGCGCCUGUUCAAGGCCUCCUCCCUCCCGCAGUACACCCUCACCGACGACUACCUGGAGUGUGUGGCCAAGCAAACGGAGACCCUGCGGCCCUUUGGGGACGUCCCCCGUGACCUCAAGCCCAAGGUCACCAGGGCCUUCGUGGCGGCGCGGUCAUUCGUCCAGGGCUUGACUGUCAGUGGGGAAGUGGUCCGCAAAGUCUCCCAGGUUCCUCUGAGCCCAGAGUGUACCCGUGCUAUGAUGAAGCUUGUGUACUGCCCCCACUGUAGAGGCCUGGCCUCCGUCAAGCCCUGUGCCAACUACUGCAGAAACGUCAUGAAGGGCUGCCUUGCCAACCAGGCCGACCUGGACACCGAGUGGCAGAACCUCGUCGACACCAUGCUGCAGGUGGCGUCUAGUUUCAGUGCUGACCCCAGUGUGGAUGUGGUCAUCAACUCCCUCCCCAUCCGCAUCUCAGAGGCCAUCCUCUACAUGCAGGAGAACACAGAGGUCUUCACCAGCAAGGUGUUCCAGGCCUGUGGGACCCCCAGGGUGGCAGACACACAGAGCUCAGGGUCUGAGGAGAGAAAGAAGAGAGUGAACCCUGCCAGCACCGCAAUGGAGUACAAACCCAGCCCCACUGUAGGGGUCCCACUGGAGAUGCAGAUAUCUGAUGUGUCUAGUAAGCUGCGGGAGAUGCAGCAGUACUGGGUCCAGCUGCCAGCUGCUCUGUGCAAUAGUAAAGUGGCAGCAGGAGCAGCUGGUGACAAGUGCUGGAAUGGCAUGACCAAGGCCAGGUAUCUUCCUGAGGUGAUGGGUGACGGCCUGGCCAGCCAGAUCAAUAACCCCGAGGUGGAAAUUGACAUCACCAAGCCAGACAUGACUAUCCGCCAGCAAAUCAUGCAGCUGAAGAUCAUGACCAACCGGCUGAGGAACGCCCUCAACGGCAACGACGUGGACUUCCAGGAUGCCAGUGAUGACAUCAGCGGUUCAGGAAGUGGAAUGUGUACAGGCGAGUCAUGUGCUCGUAGCGGACCUCGUGUCAUUGUGCCCAAAACAGACAGCACCAGAUACUACAAUCCUCCCGAGAACAAGAAGGUGAAGGGCACAGGAACCCAGACCCACCCAUCUAUCCUCCUCCCCCUGCUCUCAUUGGCCACACUGCUGCUCAGGCGAUAAUGAACAGGUGGUGCAUCCAAUUGAGACUGUGUUUUGAGAUGGAAUAGAAGAGGAAAAAAGGGCAAUUGGUGGGUAACUUUGCCAAAUAGGAAAGGAUUGUCAUUGAAUAAAUGGACUACCUUUUUUUUUUGAUGAGAAAAAAGCAAAGAACAUUAAUAUUCCUUGUUUUUUUUUUGCUUGUUUAUAUUUUUUUAAUGUGGCAAGUAGAGCUGGUCUUUGGCUUCUUUUUUUAUUGUUUCUAUGCUUGGGUGGUGAACAAGGAUGGUUUACAUGCUAGAUGUGAUGUUUGGAUGCCACAGGCUUCUUAGUGAAUAUGCCAUUCUAAUGUAAAGUCAAUGUGACCUUGUUGCAAUGUUCUAACAAUGCCAAUAACAGCUAUGUUGUGAGAACACUGUGAAAGCCGAUUUGGUGCGUAUCUACAGUAUGCUCAUCCAACACAUUAGUUUUUUUUUAUUCAAUCACAGUGACAAGGGAAUGUGGAUCUCUCAAGUAUCUAUUACAUAAAAAAUGAUGGUUUAUUGUAAAACCCUUGCAUCAAUAGCACAUUAAUUAACACAGCAGCAGUGACAUAUCUAUGUCCCAUCUUAAUUUGACCUUCUCACAAAAGGACAAUAAUCUUGCAGCAACAGGAAAUGUGAAUUAUUAUGUGGAUUAUAAUUAAUAUACAUUUUUGUAGGGGUGGAUACAUUUUUUUCAUUAGGGCAAAUCAAGUCUGACAUUUUAAAGUGGAAAUUACAAACUUUAGAAGCCUUUUAAAAACUCUUAAGUUUGCAUUUCCUGCUGCACAGGGACAUUCUCUGUGAUAACAGAGUGAUUAAAUGAAGAUGGGAGAUCUGUAGGUCUGUGAAAGCAGGUGGGUAUAGUAUAACAAUCUAGCCGUUCUCUAUUGAAGGACUGUAGAAAGCCACUUCCGUCAUAUUAGGCCUGGAAGCCUCUCUGUGUCUGAUAUUUUAUUUGAUCAAUCUGGUCUUCAAACUUCUAAAAUCCACCAUUCUGUUAGCAGUCAAGGUGACACACAGCUCACUUAGCCAGCAACACACAGAGUAUACACACUUCAAAAUAAGCCCAACACGCAUACAGAUCACAAGAAGAAUUUGAAGCAGAGCCGUUGGUUAGUGUUGUUCACUCAACACAUCCUGGCGACCCGUCAAAAAAAGGAGAGGUGCAGCUUUUUAUACAUAUUUCCUAUCUUGUAAUAUAAUGUAAUCUAUUAUCACUAACCCAAACUUAGGGGUUUGAACCUUCCCCGCCUGCCAUAUGCACAGUUGACUACAGCUGGAUGUGGAGAAGGAAUGCCUUGACUAAAUCAGUCACACAUUCUCCAAACGUUGCUAGAAUGUUCCAGGCAGCACAGUGACAUUGUAAUGAAGGUGCAGUCAGUGAUGGGAGUGCAUUGUUGUUGGAGCUGGCUCAUGUUCCCUCCGUCACACACAGGAGGACAAUUUCAAAGUGUCUGUGUGUGUGUACAGUUACAGUCUGUCAUAGCAGAGAAUAAAUCUGAUGUAGCAGCAUAUUGUGUAUGUAUGGCCAAUAGUGAUUAAAUUAUAAAUUGUUGGGGGUGAGACAUCCAGACAGUACGUGGAUGCUAGAAUGGAGAAGAUCUGGUGACACAGUGUCCGUUAACGUAACACAGUGUAUAUGUCAAUGUACUGGUGUACGGUAUGUAAGUGUGUGAGUGCCUGUCUUUGACUUUGUGUAAAACUGUGUGUGAGACUGUUUGACUGCCUGCAUAUAGAGGCACAGCAUGAAUGGAUGCAUGUAGAAUGCAUGUUUUAAGACUGUGUGAAUACAGCUUCUGAUUUCCCAGGAGAGAAACUUUGAAAACCGAGCUAAAAGAAACGUAAACAGAAUACAGAGCAUGAUUGCUGCUUUCCAGUCUUGAUCAUCAUCCCCUAAAUUUGCACUGCCCCUGGUCUCUCCUUCAACACUUCUCCUUCACCUGCUUUUCAUGUGGUACCCUGGCACUUACAGUAGAUUUGGUGAGAGAUUUUGCUCUUAAUACAUUCAGGUGGGAAGCUGAAUAAGAAGCCCAUUCCUCGUUACCUGCAGGUUCGUAUAGCUCAAAAUACUUGUGCUAACAAACCCAACACUGGGCUGCUCACCUCAAUCCCAAGCCCAAUGAACACUGAGAAAUCGAUGAGCAGGCCCUCUCAACAAACAGAGAAUCCUCAUAUGGAAAAAUCAAUGGGAGAGAAGCGCCAUGUUGAGGUGCUGAUUGAUUUGGAUACAGAUACAGGCUGGCUGAUUACAUAAAAUGUGUGAAUGUGGUUUUAAUGUGGUUUUAUGUGUCAGGGUGUGAAAAUCAAGGGCCCCAAAGUAUUUGGUGGACACACUUGAUUGUCCUACAAUACAGUGGGAGGCAUAAGUAAAAUGCGCCAAUUUGAAAAAUAAAUACAAAAUUCCCCUUUUGAGGUUCUUGUGAUUGAGCAACAAUGCCAAGGUGAAAAUAUGUCGACAUUCUGUCGUUGUUUUCCCCCAUGAAUUGUAAGCUAUUAUAAACGUGAUGACAUUUUAAAGAUGUCCGACUGAGA
Oncorhynchus gorbuscha (pink salmon) is the source of this 4763-nucleotide messenger RNA. RefSeq names its product glypican 1a (gene gpc1a). Gene Ontology annotation, molecular function: fibroblast growth factor binding. The transcript has 9 exons. Lineage: Eukaryota; Metazoa; Chordata; Actinopteri; Salmoniformes; Salmonidae. Gene Ontology annotation, cellular component: cell surface; synapse; extracellular region. The record is from RefSeq and is a predicted model, not a curated record. Gene Ontology annotation, biological process: negative regulation of fibroblast growth factor receptor signaling pathway; regulation of protein localization to membrane; cell migration. The coding region runs from base 571 to 2232 and encodes 553 amino acids.